This is a messenger RNA of Musa acuminata AAA Group (dessert banana), 1024 nucleotides long. RefSeq names its product heavy metal-associated isoprenylated plant protein 35-like. Bases 134 to 889 code for a protein of 251 amino acids. Gene Ontology annotation, molecular function: metal ion binding. The transcript has 3 exons. The record is from RefSeq and is a predicted model, not a curated record. Lineage: Eukaryota; Viridiplantae; Streptophyta; Magnoliopsida; Zingiberales; Musaceae.
CUCGAUGUUGGUGUAUAUAAAGACUCUGACGAGCCUCAUGAACUGACAGACAGCCAUCGCCGCCAACUUUCCCUUCUAUUCUCCGAGCCCCUGCCUCGCUUCCUUGCUCACCCAAGUGCAAACCAAGUUUAGAAUGGCAAAGGAGGACGAUUUGAAGAGAGUUGAAUUGAAGGUUUCCGUUAACUGCUGCGAGGGCUGCAAGAGGAAAGUGUCGAAGGCCUUGAGCAUCAAAGGUGUGCUGAGAACAGAAAUCCACCCGACUCUGCCCAAACUCACGGUCAUCGGCAACGUCGACGUCGGAAUCCUCAUUAAGAAGUUGUCAAAGGUCGGAAAAAGCGCAGAGUUGUUGUCCGACGAGUCCCAGAAACCACAGGGAGAGGGGACGUGCUGCAAUGAAGCUUCUGAGAAGAAAACAGAGAAGCCAACCAAGAAAAAAAAGGACAAAGAAGGCAUGAUUGGAUGCGCGAAGUCGAACCCCGAGAAGGAGAAGAGCCCGAACUCGAUCGACGGCAAUGAGAGCAACAACAGAGGAGGCGGGGACGACGCCAGUAAAGGUCAGGAGAGCUCGAAGGAGGGCGGUGAUGCUGGAGGAAGCGAUGCUCCCGACGCAGCAAAGAGCUUCUACCCGACAACUGCAACAACAAUUCCGCAGGUGAACUGCAUGAUGAGCCCCGCGCUGAUGACGUCCGAAGCGCGAGUGUACUACCCGAUGGAGCCAGUCGCAGUUCCCACGCCGUACUACGACCCCGGUCCACCGCCUCACUACGUGCAUCAUCACCCUUCCUACUACGAAAUGCCGGCGUAUCGCCCGCCCCCGAUGGAGUCGCAGGCUACGGUAUUCGGCGACUACUUCAACGAUGACAACGCCGUCGGCUGUCGAAUCAUGUAGGCGGGGCGAAGCAUAUGAGAUGAGACGGUCAUGCGAGUGCUGUAUCUAAAAUAUCAAGUUUGACUUGACGCUUGAGGCAUAGAAAGGCCGAAUUCCUUGUCAGUAAUGCUGCAUUUAAAAUACUUUUGUUGCCAA